Laccaria bicolor S238N-H82 is the source of this 1342-nucleotide messenger RNA. RefSeq lists its product as uncharacterized. The transcript has 10 exons. The record is from RefSeq and is a predicted model, not a curated record. The coding region runs from base 1 to 903 and encodes 300 amino acids. NCBI's taxonomy places the organism in Eukaryota, Fungi, Basidiomycota, Agaricomycetes, Agaricales, Hydnangiaceae.
AUGUUCCUCUCCUCUCGAGAUCUAGUCCCCGACAGCCCGAGAUACUUGCCGGAGCAAUGGUCGCCGCAUGUGCACCCCGAAGGCCAAAUAUACUUUUCCCGCUCUAUUACUCUCCGCGUUGUAACAGAUUCGUGCAUGUACACGCCAUCAAUCGCGGAAAAAGUCACGUAUUGGGUUUCAAACAUCGAAAAACGCGCUGCCGAUCGGGGAUUUGUUUUAUCCGACAGCGUUGAACUCUAUAUCCAGAUCGAUGAUGAGGAUCGCAACUAUUACUUGGCUGACCAGGCGACGCACAGCAUUUUCUGGUUGGACGAGUAUGAAAUUUCAGAAAUGGGCUUGCUCCCCUUGGUUUUACAAGAACACUACUGGAGUUACGUUAAGAAUCACCCAAUGCAUUUCGGUGGACUCGACGUCACUUCAAACUACAGCCAUAAAGACGACAAUCCCGAAAGCUCAUAUCCGGGACAAAGCCAAAACGUGAACACUCCCGCAGAUCCAUGCAACACAAAGGCACAAAUGUUCCAGGGGGCCAGUGGUCUUUCAAUACGUGACUCGGAAUUCUACAAUACUGCAGGCAAUCUCAUAAAAAUUUCUUAUAAUGUCUAUCCCCAGCCAGGCUCGGAACAUGAGCAGCUAUCACUCAAGGAUCACCUCUCCCGCGCGAUUUCGGGACUGAAAUCGGAACUGAAAUCGGAGAUAUUCCACGCCAUAGCGACAGUGAAAAAAUUACUACCAUGUCCAUUUUCAACCAUGGCCGACAUACCCCUGGAAGAAAAGGUUGCCAACGACGCCCUCAAAUACCCACCGCUUUUGGGUGCCCAAGUUCUUAUGAGUAAAACGUCGUUGUAUAUACCAGGAGUCAUGAAUCAGUUGCUUUCAAGUGUCCGAUACUCCUUCUACUGAAUGUGUCUGGAUGGGGAUUAGCCUAGAAUUUCGGUUAUAUUGGUGGCCAGAUAACUCCUGGCGGUCAUGGACCCAAAAGGCUAUCGGAUAUUCCUCGUCUUGCCUUUCAAAUAACUCUGAAAUCACACAAAAAAGGAGGGGAACGGGAAUGCGCCAAACCAAACCAAAAAAUGCAAUAAACCUAAAAAGAACAAAAUCGAUAAAACACAAAAAAUGUGAUUCGCGAUCGCGGGCAUAGGAAGAUGGUCCAUCUUGUGUUUUUUUGACAAGGGCUCGGGUAGGAGCCUUCAAUGACAUAUCAAGGCUCGCGCUAGCAUCGCACCUGCCGGUUGCGGAUGUUGGUGAGGGCAUGUAGAUUGUCUGUCAUUUAGUGCGGGAGGUACUGGCUUUCGUGCGGGUCAAGUGGGUACGGGAUGAAUAUUGAUAUUGAUUCUAGGUU